GUAUGUUGGAAGCUUGGCGAAUAAAAAUCAAUUAAUCAAUUAAUCGGGGACAUUUAUUUGCGCCGAUUCGACGUGGAUAAGAGUUGGCGCUAUUCACAAAAGUAGAAAGUUCGGAAAAGUUUUCCUAAACAGCUGAUUGAGCGUUCCCAGCAACCGCGACGGUCAUAGCUGCGCUGGCGACCACCACCAGGAAUGCCGAUCAUGUAUGCUGAGCUGUGAAGUUUGUCAAAUUUAGAACAGUUUACCCUCAGUUCAGAGAGUUUGGAAUACUUUCGAACGCUCAACAAUGUUUAAGGGAAAUCGGCCCAUGAUUUAUGGUUAGAUGGACGUGCUACCGCAUUUCAAAACCAAUCAAUAAUGUCCGAUUCAAAACCAGCCAGACGUCACGCCUGUAGGCAUAACCACGGAGAGUCCACCCGCUCUACCGGGGCGGUCGUGAGGCCUAGGUGGCUUACGGCUUCUGCCUCCACGACCACGGGCGUGGGCACCGCUGGUAUACGACGAAGCAAUAAUGAAUAUGAUAUUAUUAACAAAGUGAAAAGCAAAAAACACAAAAAGUCUACCACCAGUCGGAAACGUGGAGCAUCCCCGGAGAGAAGUAGCCCUCAUGGAUUCCUUCAGCAUCUCGUUACCACGGAAACAGCACCGGCGUCACGCAGCGAUACUCUCUCUCCAUCUCAGCUCAACAUUGGAGGUAUCAGUCUGGUAGAUGAAAGGGGUGAUCAUGCUGCUGACGCUCUCUUUGUGAGGAGGAAGUCUCCCAGACACGAUGUUACUCAGGCAACACUUCGUAGGUCAAGUGGGAGACCAAAGACUGCUUCCCCAAGCAGGUCCUCAAGCAAAAGUCCAAGCAGACGUGGAAAGAGGUCACCCAGUCCGAAGAGGUCGUCAUCCAGUUCAAAGAGCCGCUCCCCUCUGAGAGCAUCGAGCGCUCCUGGCCAUCACAUAUUACCACACAACAGGAGAUCCAGCUUGGGUGAUUCCAUUCUAGAUGAGAGGAGGCAGAGCACCCCAUGGUCUAUCACUGAACUGCAAGAUGACGAAAGGAGUUUACCUGCUACCCCAGAUACCAGGGAUGAGGAUUUGACGACUCCAGAGGAUGUAACCACAGCAACAACUGAAGAUGAAGAAACAGCAGCCGAGAUAGAGGAGCGUGUUUUAAAGGAUCCUACUAAAGAGAUGAUGAGUGUUGAUGACAAUGAGGAUGACUAUGAUACCGAUCUGGAAGAAUAUUUCCCUCCGAAACCUCGAGUUAUACGUGAUGCAUCAGGCAGGCAAGUGUACAUGCAGAAGUGCAAAGAAGAAGGUGUUGACCCGGCAUCGUAUGUUCUGAGACAUUUGACAGACCCAGCCUUCCAGCUGAGGCAUAGAUACCUCGAUGCACAGAACAUUGUCCCCCUCACCAAAGCUAUGAAGAAUAAUUCCAUGAUAGAGACUCUAGAUCUGUGUGAUAACCAUUUACUGGAUGACAGUGGAAUUGCUAUUGCCACUAUGCUGGAAAAUAAUGUCAAUAUCACCAAAGUUGACAUUUCCCAUAACCUGAUACGAGGGAGAGGGAUUACCGCCUUCUCUAACAUGCUGGAAUCCAACUACACAUUGAAGACCCUUUGUUUGCGAGCAAAUCACCUGACUGAUAAGGAUGCCAUCCCCUUAGCAGAGGCACUGAGGAACAACGCCACACUUACAGAGCUUGACUUGAGUUAUAAUGAACUAGGAGAGAUGGCUGGGGUACAUCUGGGAUCAGGACUGGCAGUGAAUGAUGGAUUAAAUUACCUAGAUCUGAGAUGGAAUGCUGUAAGGAACAAGGGCAUUGCAGCACUGGCUAAUGCACUCAAGGUCAACACUAUUCUUGAGGUUCUCGACCUUUCAAACAAUGGCAUGUCAGUCCCAGGAUGCAUUGCGCUCAUGAGAGCACUCAAGCUGAACACAGGUCUUCGAAUCCUAAAUCUAAGUUAUAAUCAUAUCAAUAGUAUAGGAGCUCAGAAGCUAUCCAUCGGAAUAAAAAAGAACACUCGCUUAGCAGCACUCCUGCUAACUUCGAACCCCAUUGGAGAUGAAGGAAUGGUUGCACUGUGUAAAGCUUUCAAACUGAAUCCCACCUUGAGAUUAGUAGCAGUGCAGAACAUCCCGAUGCCUUUGAUUAUUCAUCAGAAGAUUCGGGAUGUAAUGGAGUCUAAGGAUAUCCAUGUUCUCAAGCUGGAUGUAGAUGGACAUAAACGCAACGUACCUCCAAGUCAUGUAGCAGCCAUGGUUGAUAAGUUCAUCUGCGACAACCAGUCCAGGAUCUUGAGCCAUUGUCUAGCCCAGGACAUUGAAACGACUGGAAACCUGUCGGUUGUUCAGAUCAAGAAGGCUCUGUGGGACUCGGGACUGGAUGUCAGUGAAGAGCAGCUAGAUACAGCACUCAAACAAACCAAAGUGAUUCAACACAGAGCUGUGCCAUAUAGACCCAUGUUGGAUGGCCUAUCUGCACUGCUCAUGCUACCUAGCUGGAAGGCACCUACUAGCAGAGCAACAAGUAGGAUCACUUAAUUUUUAAAGACUCCCUCCCCCACUUGUUUUAAGAACGUGUAUCUUCCCGUCUUUCUGCCUAGUGAUUUAUGGAGUGUGAGCGAACUUAAUCAUGCAAGCUACUGCUACACAUAUUUUCAGGUUUGGGGUCGCACAUUGCUAUUAUUAAUGGUGAGAUCAGUUACAUUUAUGCUACGCAGUCAGGUUUUGUGCACCAACUCCGCUCUUUCAGAAGCCUUUAUGCACCAAAGCAUAUUUAAGUAUAUCAAUGACAUUUUCAACCUUGAAACUGUGUUUACUGGUACUUGUACAUUCCUGCCUAUGUUUUAGCCUGUUUUCACACGCACCUGACUUAUUUCUAUAAUACAUCUUUAUUUCCUUGCCUGGAUUAUGAAAACUAAUAUAAUAUUUUUUAAUUACAGAUAUUGUACAAAAUGAUGCAUGCGAAUGAGUUCAUUUAAAAAUCUAUCCGCACUCGAGUUGAGGCUUUAUGCAUCCAUCACACAAAGCCAUUAGGCUUUGAUAGAUAGGUGCACAUACAGCCUCAACAAGAGCUAAUAUUAGAGCUGAUAGAUCCUGUAAUGAACGAAUGAAACAUGCAUCAUUUGUUCUUUACAACAAAACUCCUAGAUCCUUAUUAUUUGAUGUAAAAUAAAUAAAUUUCCAAUUUUUUGGGGUAAUUAUCGUUCAAAAAUAAAGCCCAAUUUUAUUAUGCUUACUUUAACCCAUAAACAAUAAUAUUAUAAGCCCAUUAACCUCUACAUGCACUGCUGCUCAUUGCAUAAUUAAAAAUUGUUAGUCUCAGUAAAUGAAUGACACAUUUUUAAUACUUCGUUUGACCAAUCAUUUGAUUAGGAUCUAGAUGUGAGUUGUAAAGUUUUAUUUAUUUUCAUAUUGUUUUAAAACGAGUAUACUUUGUUCCAUUCAUGACAUUCAAUUCUUGAAUGUUGUUUCCUUUACUUGAUCUCUCAUGAAAUAUGUACUUUACCUUGAAUAAAUGUGCCAGAAGUAUUUGAGAAUGUGCCAUAAUGAAAAGCUAGAAUUUUUAUUUGGUACCUCACCUUGAUUAUAUUCAUUUCAUUCAAGUUUGCUCUGUAUGUAUUUAACAUAUUUGUGUAUGAGGCAUACAGUAAAAGAGAAACUUCCAGUUUAAAGAAGAGAACGUAAAUGCUUUUUGUUCAUCAUUUCCUUUUGGGUGUGGGGAUACAUUAAUAAAGUUGAAUUAUAAGAAAUGAAAGAGGAAUUACAUAACAUGAACAAGCCAGGGGUUAUAUGUAGUAAGGUACAUUUGUAGAAAUGUGUACAGUCUUAUAGAAAUACUAAAUCUGAUGACAAAAUAUGGACACUUGUCUGUAAUACCGAUACUCAAAUUGUAACUAAACUAGAGAAAAAUGAAAUGAUAGGUUUUCAUGUAAAAAGUGAAGGUAAACAGAAUGUGCCAUCAAAGGAAACCAUAUAUGUCAUUUCAUUUUCUACUAUAACACUGAGGUUUUCUUUUCGGAUGUUUUUUAAAUUUCAUAUCAAACUUGUACUCCUACUUAAUGACAAACAUUGUUGCCAAUGAGAAUUAUGAGAGUAUAUGUCUUGCCAUUUGUAUGCUACCAAGCUGAUUAUACAGCUGUCAGAAAUGUGAAAUGUUGAUUGAUACUUAAAGAAUAUUUUGUUUGAGUUUUAGCUUUACUGAUUGAUCUGGUUGUAGUUUUGUACUGUACAUUUGCAUUCUUCGAUUGAAUAUAUUAUCCUUUUUUUUAUAUAGAAAGAGAUGUAUACAUGUAUUUUUGAUGAUGGGUUGUGAAACAAUAAUAUAAGAUAAGAUCAAAGUGUAAUGAGGGGCAAUUUUUAAGGAAGGAAGGGAAAUCUGAUUAAUUGAUUUUGCUUUUUAGUAGACAAGAUUAAUCUUAACCUUGAUUUUCAUUACAUUAAAAACACAAUUGCAAACACCUUCAUGAAAUUGAUCAAUUUUAACUUUGCACAGACCUUUCAUU
Strongylocentrotus purpuratus (purple sea urchin) is the source of this 4496-nucleotide messenger RNA. RefSeq lists its product as uncharacterized. The record is from RefSeq and is a predicted model, not a curated record. Bases 358 to 2532 code for a protein of 724 amino acids. Gene Ontology annotation, molecular function: protein binding. Lineage: Eukaryota; Metazoa; Echinodermata; Echinoidea; Camarodonta; Strongylocentrotidae. The transcript has 17 exons.